GUGUCAAAAAUUAUUGUCUUUGUCAGUCGUACUUGAAUCGUACUUAAUGUUAAUAUUUUUCAGUAAAUCAAGUGAAAAUUAUGAUUAUUAUAUGUGAAAAUAAGGGUCUUUUAUUAUAAAAAUCUUGCUAAAGGUAAAAUGUCGGCCGUAUCUAUCGAACCGACUAAGAAAACUGGCGAAAUGGAUAUUGCAUCCAAUAGUCAAAACAUGCAAUCUGAAUUUCAAAAAGCGGGGGAAAAUAGCGAUAAAAGUAAAAACAAAGGGACAUCGGAUACGCAAGGAAAUUGUUAUUGUGGUAAAGAUCGCAAUCUGAAUAUAGUCGAGCUAUUAUGUGCGUCUUGUAACAGAUGGUAUCACGAAUCCUGUAUUGGCUAUCAGUUGGGUAAAUUGGUGCCGUUUAUGACGAAUUAUCUGUUCAUAUGUAAAAACUGUUCACCUACUGGAUUGGAAACGUUUAAGAAGAAUCAAGCUCCAUUUCCGCAAAUGUGCAUAACAGCUAUCGCUAAUCUGAGACAAGAGAGCUCUAAAGAUGGCAGCAAUAAAACCAUGUUCAGUAAAGACAGAGAGAUCAUCCCUUACAUUGAUCAAUAUUGGGAAGCUAUGACUACGAUGCCGAGAAGGGUAACUCAGUCGUGGUAUGCGACAGUACAGCGUGCCCUGAUCAAGGAUAUACAAGUUUUAUUCACAUAUGAAGAGGAUCCCAACCAAGGGCCAAUGUUUGGCCUCUUCAAUAUGGAGCUGACAAGUAUCAAGCCUAAUUAUGAAGCUAUGAUCAAGCAAGGACAAUUGAAGGUCACUGACAUGGGCGUUGCGACUGUCCCACUCAGCGGUAAUGUAAAGGGACGUCAGGGAAAGCGGCGCCCAGCGGUGGGACUCGAGGCUAGUGCUCCAGUGGGCAAGAAAGGACGCUCAGCUGAUUUGGGAGCUCUAAAAUUACCCUCACACGGCUACCCUACUGAGCAUCCGUUCAACAAGGACGGCUACAGAUACAUACUGGCUGAGCCGGAUCCCCAUGCGCCGUUUAGACAGGAAUUCGACGAAAGUAACGAAUGGAGUGGAAAACCCAUUCCAGGCUGGCUCUAUCGUUCUCUGUGCCCCGGUAUAGUGCUAUUGGCGUUACAUGACAGAGCUCCGCAGCUGAAGAUUUCAGAGGACAGACUAGCGGUGACCGGUGAGAAGGGGUACUGCAUGGUUAGAGCGACGCAUGGUGUGUCCCGUGGUACGUGGUACUGGGAGGCCACGGUAGAAGAGAUGCCGGAGGGCGCGGCCACUCGUCUGGGCUGGGGCCGGCGAUACGCUAACUUACAAGCACCUCUUGGAUACGACAAGUUUGGAUAUUCAUGGCGCAGUCGGAAGGGCACGAGGUUUCACGAGUCCCGCGGGAAGCACUACAGUCCGGGCUAUGGGGAAGGAGAUACACUGGGUUUCCUUAUAAUAAUGCCAGACAGCGCUUCCACUAAGUACACACCCAACACAUACAAAGAUAGGCCCCUAGUCAAAUUUAAGAGUCACCUUUAUUACGAAGAUAAGGACAAUAUCCAGGAAUCUCUCAACAAUCUCAAGCUGCUGCCCGGCAGUAAGAUAUUCUAUUUUAAAAACGGAGAAUGUCAAGGGGUGGCGUUCGCAGAUGUCUACCAGGGUUGCUACUACCCUACUGUUUCUUUGCAUAAAAAUGUCACUGUUAGUGUCAAUUUUGGACCAAAUUUCAAGUUUCCACCAUCGACGGAGUACAAUUUUAGACCGAUGUCAGAAAAGGCUGAAGAGGCGAUCUGCGAACAAACAAUGGCAGACUUGUUGUUUCUUACAGAAAACGAGGGGAGACUACGUUUAGACACUUUCAAUCUCUGAUACAACUAACACCGUUAAACGGUGUUAUUAUUAUAUUCAUAAGACAUUGAAAAAAACUACUUUACUAAUAUUUGUGAGUGAGCAUCUGUGUAUAAUGAAGGAACACUAAAAUUAUUUGUGUAAAAAAUAAGUGAUUUGUAGAUGACAUCCAAAUUGCGUCAAAUAGAUCUGAUUGUAAUA
Molecule: messenger RNA, 2028 nt
Organism: Melitaea cinxia (Glanville fritillary)
Lineage: Eukaryota; Metazoa; Arthropoda; Insecta; Lepidoptera; Nymphalidae
Gene: ash2
Product: set1/Ash2 histone methyltransferase complex subunit ASH2
Exons: 10
Coding region: 139-1848 (569 amino acids)
Cellular component (GO): Set1C/COMPASS complex
Molecular function (GO): protein binding; transcription cis-regulatory region binding
Source: RefSeq, a predicted model, not a curated record